Molecule: messenger RNA, 2778 nt
Organism: Haliotis rufescens (red abalone)
Lineage: Eukaryota; Metazoa; Mollusca; Gastropoda; Lepetellida; Haliotidae
Product: dynein axonemal assembly factor 1-like
Exons: 15
Coding region: 147-1886 (579 amino acids)
Molecular function (GO): protein binding
Source: RefSeq, a predicted model, not a curated record
UAAGGAGCCAUCUUUGAUGUUUACGUUUCUGACGAAGCACAUGUACAGUCCUGAUUUGCGUAAUCGACAGACGUUGGGAACAGUUCCAACUUAUUUUUCAGACAGCAGGACUUACGCUGGGGAUAGUGAGAUAACAAGUGACAGCCAUGCCUUCAAUCGAGGAAAUCCCGUCCCUACCCCUCACAAAUGACUCCCAAGUCCAAGUGAUGACAGAAGCUGAGGAGACCUGCAACAAGAUGGAUAUAAAGAUGGUGGAUGAAAUUGUUGAUGUAAAGAAAGUAAAGAGUGAGUCAGGUGUGACGGCGGUGACUGGGGGUGGAGACACAGAGGACAAGGAGAACUCCUCACAGAACACAGUGGUGGAGGAGACAAAAAUACCAAAUAUCCUGACAAAGAAGUUCCUGCGGCAGCACUGCAAGGACAACAAGCUGUACUUGACCCCUGAACUCAACGAUGUCCUGUACCUGCACUAUAAAGGUAUACUAAGGCUAGAGAACCUGGAGGCCUACACAGGGCUGAAGUGUCUGUGGCUGGAGUGUAAUGGCAUCCGGAAGAUCGAGAACCUGGAGCACCAGACCCAGCUGCGAUGUCUGUACCUGCAGCAGAACCUGCUGACCCACAUCGAGAACCUGGAGCCGCUGCAGCUGCUGGACUCCCUCAACGUCAGCAACAACAGCAUCAGGCGCAUUGAGAACAUAGCCUGUCUGCCGGUCCUGCACACACUCAACAUCAGUCACAACCGCCUGAAGACAGCCCACGACGUACAGGAACUCAUUCACUGCAAGAACCUUGGUGUCCUUGACCUUUCUCACAACAAGCUGGAGGAUCCGGCCAUCAUCGACAUCUUCGAGCAGAUGGAGGAUCUGCGUGUGUUGACACUGAUGGGGAACCCGGUCAUCAAGGACAUCAGGAACUACAGAAAGACGACCAUUGUCCGGGUGAAAAACCUCCAGCAUCUCGACGACCGUCCUGUUUUCCCAAAGGAAAGAGCCUGUGCUGAAGCCUGGGCUGUGGGUGGAGCUGAAGCUGAGAAAGAGGAGAGACAGCGAUGGGCGGAUAAGGAGCGCCGGAAGAUUCAGGACAGUGUGGAUGCACUCCUCAGAAUCCGACAACACAGCGAGGCUCACCGAAUUGAGGCCGAGCUGAAUGAGAAGAACGCUGCGGAGGGAAUCACAGAGAAGGUGGAGGUAGAUCCCACCACUGUCGACUGGCUGUAUGGGACUCAUCAGCUGAAAGGGGACACACCAGAGGAGGGGGAACACAAGGAAGAGGUGAUCGAGGACCUGACCUCGGAGGACAUGCCGGUAGUUGGAGCGCGGAAACAGCAAGUGGAGCAGGGCAUCUUCUCCACAGACAAAUUUCAAGAGGAUGCAAGCACCCGACUUUUCAUCACAGAAAUGAAUGAUGCAGAUAAUCAAGCUGAAGCAACUGAUGAUCUCCCCGACCUUGAGGAUGUGGAUGUGACCGACCUUGUACCCGACGAUGUAGAAAAGUCAUACAAGCCAAAGAUUGAGAUUCUCAAUGACGAUGAUGAAUGUGCAAACUUGGAAGAAGUGAGAGCAGGGUUACCUCCCCUUGUGACAGAACUUCCCAAGUCGAAUCCAAAGAAAGUGUUGAUAGAGGAGAUUCCAGACACACGCGAGGAGAUAACUCGUGACCAUGCUGUUGAAUCUGAUGCCGUCUCCCUUGACCAGGUGAUCCCAAACUUUGGGGUGUCUGAGCACCAGGAAACACAACUGACGGCCGACUUACUGGCGGGGGUGGGAAAGAUGUUUAGCUCACCUGGUGAUGUCCUGCUGGGAGGCGAUGGCGACACUCAGACAGAGGAAACAGACACGACCGAUCCUCGCAUUGUAUCAGGGAGCAUAUUUGAAGAGCUAGACUGAAGAGAACUGUGAUCGAGACGAUAGCUUCCCCCUCACCCCCCACUGUUACCUCUCCCCUAGCCAACAUUGCCCGACUCACCUACUGGCCAUCUCAUCCAUUAACACCUGUAGGGGGAAUUCAUUGACAAAAUUGUGUCUAAGCAUCUCCACAAAACUACAAACCUCUAACUGCCAUGUCCUUGUGACAGUCCUACUUGUUACAUGGCACAAAGGGUAAAUUACUGUCCUCUUUGGCUUCCGGCCUGGUCGCACCCAGGUGGCACGACAGCUGCCAGCAUUGCACAGGUGCUAAUAACGUGGAUUACACAACUACUGAAGCCAGCAUUGACUAACUGCUGAAGGGAGAAGCGGACCAGGGGCUGGGUUGUUGCUGGAUCGUCUUCUCAACAACUGAGGAUUGUUCAUACCAGUCUCCACUGUGGGGUUGUUUCCGUCCAAUAAACAAGGAUCUCUUUGGGGGCAGUUCAGAAGUUCAGUGUUGGACAAACAAUGCAGGAUUCAUUAAGUUUUGAGAUCAAUCUCCCAAUAUUCAAAGAGCUUCUUUUGUCAAAUGAAUCCUGAUACACCUCUGGUGCAGCAGAGCUUCUGAAUGUGUCUUUAUAUCCCUAUGAUUGAGAUGCUGUUUUCAACAGGAACUGAAACUAAUGUCCAACAAAACCUUUUGAACUGCUCCUUACAAAAGAUCCCAUUACCAUGGUAACAUAAUUGUUGUCAUGCUUGGUGCAUUACAAUAUACUUUUACAGCAUUAACAUUGUGACAUACAAGUUUGGAAGAAUUUCAUCAUUCAAUUUCACCAGCUUUCAUCAAUUAUUACAAUUCCAAACUUUGUGUUUGUUAAUACAUUUACACUGAAGUUAUGUAUAUAUAUGAAUGAUUAAAAGGUUAAUGAAA